Cucurbita maxima (winter squash) is the source of this 1615-nucleotide messenger RNA. RefSeq names its product protein FLC EXPRESSOR-like. Lineage: Eukaryota; Viridiplantae; Streptophyta; Magnoliopsida; Cucurbitales; Cucurbitaceae. The record is from RefSeq and is a predicted model, not a curated record. The transcript has 4 exons. Bases 318 to 1232 code for a protein of 304 amino acids.
AAUUUAAAGAUAAAAAUGUUAAAAUAGAAAUUAUUUGAAGUUUGGGACCAAGGAAGACCAUUUUGGAAGUGGGUUCAAAAACCCUAUGGUCCACUAAUAAAUGGGUUUAAAAUCAAAGCCCAUUAGGACACAUUCUCGCCGUCGACUGUAAGCCGGCGACCGACGAACGAAACGACGAGCGGAACCCUUCCAAAUAAGGAACAGAAUCGAAAACCGCCGUCGCCAAGAUCCCAUCACUUCAAUUGUUUUCGCCUCAAAUCUCAGCUGCUGUGCAAUACAAAAAGUAUCGAAAGAGGUGGAAGACGCUAUCCAAAGCCAUGGCCGGAAGAAGCCAUCAGCCGAAUGCGUUGAAACGACGCAAAUUUCCAUUGAACCGAAGCCCGAGUGAUGAUCGUCGAGCCCAUCAACGUCUUCCUUACUCAUCUUCCGUCGGCGGUUCUUCGAGGGCUCAUCAGGCAAUCCUUCUCGAAGAUUGGAUAUCAACGCAGCAUCGAGAGAUUCAAACUCUCCUCUCCGACAACCAACGGCUUGCAGCCACUCACGUGGCGCUCAAGCAAGAGCUAGCAGCGGCCGAGAAAGAGCUUCGGCUCUUAUCGGCCACUGCGUCUAAAGUCAAGGCCGAGAGAGACGCAGAGGUGAGGGAGGUUUAUGAGAAAUCGCUGAAGAUGGGCGCUGAGGUUCGUGCCAUGGACGCUAUGAUGGCAGAGCUCGUUCAAGUGCGGGCGGAUAUACAUAAGCUGAGUACCGUAAAGCAAGAGUUAACGACGGAGUUGCAAGCAAUUCGCGACGACCUUUCUAAAACCUCUUCAGAGUCACAGCCAUUGCCGUCUAUUAAAGCUGAAAUUGAUAGAAUGCACCAUGAAAUUCAAAGAGGAAGGGCUGCUAUUGAAUACGAGAAACAGACACGCGCUAGUAAUCUUGAGCAGAGUGAGGCCAUGGAAAAGGGUAUGGUUGCCAUGUCUCAGGAAGUUGAGAAAUUGCAGGCUGAACUGGCCAAUGCUGAGAAGAGAGCAAGGGCUGCGGCAGCUGUAACGAGUCCUUUUCCUGGUUAUGCUGCAACUUAUGGCCAUCCUGACAUAAGAUACAGUGGGAGCUCACAUCCCCCUGACCCUUAUGGCAUGCGUCAGGUUCAAGGAGGAGUUGGUGUAAAUAUUGCCUCGCAAUACGCUCACGCACCACCGACGCAUGGACCCCUUUACAGCGUGCAACCAGCACCACCACACAUGCAAUAAACGGGCAGAGCAAUGUAUGGACAAAUUUUGUGCUCGAUGUGGAAGGAGUCUCAGUGUCCUAGACUCCAUAACAGGCGGAAGGCACUGUAAAUACUGCCGCAGAAGCUGUUCUUCCAUCGGAGGAAGUUCUUUCGUCCAGGAUCGCCGGAGAGGUAUGCCACUGUCAUGUACAUUUUAACUUGUUAGGGGACCCUUGGCAGUUCUGAAAAGUGUUCAAUAUCUAAAUUUUGGCAUCUCUUUUGAUUCACUGAUUAAAUUUUGGAAAUAUUCUUAAGCUCGUUGUAGAACCGUAAUGGAAACAACAAGGUACCAUUUCUUCUCAUCCUUUCACAUUUCAUCAAUUAUGAAAUGGAACUUGAUGGGAAGAAAUUAAUAUCCGUCUA